Planococcus citri (citrus mealybug) is the source of this 3704-nucleotide messenger RNA. RefSeq names its product integral membrane protein GPR180-like. The transcript is spliced from 7 exons. Bases 685 to 2187 code for a protein of 500 amino acids. The record is from RefSeq and is a predicted model, not a curated record. Gene Ontology annotation, biological process: G protein-coupled receptor signaling pathway; response to pheromone. Lineage: Eukaryota; Metazoa; Arthropoda; Insecta; Hemiptera; Pseudococcidae.
UUUUUGUCAAUAUUUAUUCCUUUUAAUGAGUAGAUAUACCUGUUCAACCAGAUAGGUAUUUACUUCAAAAUGAAAUACACUGAGUGUAGACUUCAUGAGGCAUGUGUACAGGUGGUUGAAAUGAAAUUUAUGAAUAUGAAAAAAAUUAAUCUAUCGCGUGGCAAGUGGUACUAUAACAAUAAAGCAUAUGAACCUAACCUAACAACAGAGGGAAUCGUGAUGUAAUUAAUGCAAUGAAAGAAAUUGAUCUCAUUAUAUAGUCAGAGUUGAGAGUUGAAUAUAUUUAAUAGCACAGUUUACUAAACAAUCCCAACGGUAUAAAAUAAUUAAAUAAAAAGAAAUAAAUUGGAUCAUUCGAGUCAAAAUCAAACAUAUUUUCAAUUUUUUCAUUCAUUGAUAAAUAAAACCCUUCCAAAUCCAAACCCAAACGACUCUACUUUCCCAAUAUCGUCCCUUACUAGCAACGCAUGAAACUGAUCGAAUCAUUCGAAAACGACAGAUUCGAAGCUAGUCUAGUUUACACUUUACAGCAUUUCAUUUUCAGCACAGUAGCAGUGUGUUUGUUGUGUAAUAUUUGUGUUACGCGGCGACGAUGUUACUGGACUAAAAUCCACCUCCAACAAGUGGAGGAACCGAGGAAUCCAUCUGGUAAAAUGUAGAUUAAAUUCGUUGGCCCGGAGAGAGAUGCUGUGCAUCAACAGUAAGAUGAAGAUGACCGGAUUCUUUCUGAUAUUAUUCCUGAAGAUUCUAAAUGUAAAAUGUGUCCAUAUGAAAGGCACUUGGAAAAGCGAGGAUUUCUUCAUGUUCGUGGUGAAAUUCGGCUUCCAAAAGACUGACUUGCACAAUCCAUAUUCAUCCGGAUACAUUUAUGGCAAUAUAACGACUGAUAAUUUUAAGUCUAACAGAACUGCUAUGUUUGUGGUACUCGAUAACGAUAAUUUCAUCGAAUACUAUCCGUACAGAUUGUUUAAAAACAGAACGAAAGCUUGUCAGCUGAUGUUCCAUAAGAUCUCGUUUGGUAAAUGCGUUCAAGGCGAGAAGAUCGAUUUCGUUAGCGAAAUCCCUUGUAGAAAGAAUCACCUAUGUACGAACGCUGGCAAUCCGGCUGAUUUCAUUUACGGGUCUCAGUUCUCCUAUCAAAUCAAAGAUUUCCAGCAACCUAAAUUUUGGUACGCCUCGUUCGCUGCUUGUUACCUAAACCAGGACACUUGUACUUGGCAUUACUCUAAAGAUAGAAUCAAAAUUGAUUAUGAUAUAUGGUUUGUCAACGGUAAUCCUAAUCGCAGCUCAUUUAAUCCAUUUGUUUACCAGUUUUCAUUUGAUAAACAUGACACGGUGGAAUUAUUCCUAUUAUUUUUUGUAAUUUACGCGUUACUAGUGCCAGUUCAAAUUUAUGCAGUUACCCAUCAAAGUCACCCUGUAACUAAGCUUUUUACUGCUAGUCUAUUAAUGGAAUUUUUCGGUGUUUCUAUGAAUUUGCUCGGUGCUUUUAAAUUUGCCAUUGAUGGAGAGGGGUAUCCUCGAAUAGCUGUAAUGGGUGACGUACUGGAUAUUUUAUCACGGACAACUUUCAUGCUGUUGUUAUUAUUACUCGCUAAAGGAUGGGCUGUUACUAGAAUGCAGCUUACAUGGCAUCCAUUCGUAUUUGUAAUUUGGUUAAUAUACGGAAUGGUGCAUAUUUUAUUGUAUAUAUGGAAUAAAGUGGAAAUUGAUAUCGUUAAAGACAUCGACAAAUAUCAAACGUGGCCCGGUUGGUUAAUAAUACUACUCCGCAUUGUGAUCAUAUUUUGGUUCCUGUUAGAAUUAAGAAAUACCAUGAAAUACGAACACAAUUGUAAGAAAUUGAAUUUCUUCUUGCAUUUUGGAGCAUCAGCCCUGGUCUGGUUCAUCUAUCUGCCUAUAGCAGCUUUAAUAUCGACGGAGAUAUCGCCAUUAUGGAGAUCUAAAUUACUACUAGCUAUAACAUAUGCUGCUGAUUGUUUGGCGUACUGUAUAAUGACUCAUUUACUCUGGCCCACCAGAAGCGAGCAAUAUUUUUUGUUAGCUACUUCAAUCGAUACUGGUGGUGAUGAAUUGGAUGUUUUCAACGAAGCUCCUCAUGUUUUAAAUGACUAUGUUCCAGCUUCACCCACAUUGUCUGAUUCUGCUCAAUAUUUGAAAUUAAUCGACUUGAAUCAUUAUUCGUAAUGCGGUUACCGUAUACAUGUAAGUUGUGCUGUUUUUGUAGGGAUUUUUUUUAGCGAUAUCAGCGAUAUGAUUUAGAGUCUCGCGUUUGUAAAUAUUACCUAUCAAUGUGUACGUGUGUUUUUUACAAAAAAAUAUCGCCUGUACAAAUGAAAAGUUACGAGUUUUAUUGUGUUUUAAGGUUUAAUAAUAUUUUGAAUUUUAAUGAUAUUUUUCGGAUUUUUUUUCGCCUGUGCAUAGGCUUUGUUAGAUUUUAAUUUUUAUCAAUAUUUAUUGAAUGAAGCAUUCCUUUCAUUGUGUUGAACACCACAAUGACGAUUUUUAUUAGAAGUUUUAAUUUCAUUCGUCGUUUAUUUUUCUGAGAUACGUACAUUGAUGGACUAGACGUUAAAGUGCACUAGUUUUUUUUUCCGGUGCAAAAACUCGGAAGUCUUCGGGUACAGUCGGAAAUACUUCGUUCGACUUGUUCUAUUUCUCUAGUGUGAUAACUGAUAACUCUCAAGUCUCAAACUCUGUUCUGCUUCGUAAUAAAGGACGUAAAGGUGAAAAAAUGAAAAUAUAAAAUUAUAAAAUACCAUUACGUACUACAUACAUAUAAUGAUUACUUAUUCAGCAUUUUCCAUAAUAUUAACCGUUGGCGUUAGAUGGAUCAAUUAUUAUCAUCAUUUCAAAAUGUUAAGCCUGAUAGUGUUGAUACAUAUCGUUCAUGAACUGUACACACUCCACGAAACAUAUGUACCUACGCAAAUUUGGAAUAUAUGAGUUGAAAAACAAUUGUCGAAAGCUCGGCAAUAAGUAAUAAUCUACUUAAUUUAACUUGUUUACUGUUUUUUCAUAUUUUUCUUUCUCAGUUCGCGGUGAUUUUGUCAAUAAUCUUCGCCUCUACAGUGAUGUGAUAGUGGUUUUUCAAUCAAUUCAACAUCAACUAUCAAGUCAGUUCAUAUGAACAUCAUUAGUAUGCUUUAGUUGUGGAAAAAUAAUAAAUACUUAACAUCAAAAAUUUGAAUUUGGGAACUGGAAAGAAAAGAACAGAAAGAUGACGAUGAAAAGAUAAAUACAAGUUGAACGAAGUACCUCCGACAUUACCCGACGGCUUCCGAGUUUUUGCACCGGAAAAAAAAACUAGUGCACUUUAACGUCUAGUCAUUGAUGGUAUUAUUGCUUUUGUUUAUUUUGAUUGAGUUUUUCUCAACAAAGAACUCAAUUCAAUCUAUACAAUUUUUAUGUAUAUUUAAUUGUUUUAUUCAAAGUAUUCAAUGCGAUAUUAUGAUGUUUUUCGUAGAUCGUAAAUUAGAAACAUCGUUGUGUUUUCAAGAAAAGUUGGAAUUUUUUGUAUGAUAUUUUUGUGACUUUUUUUCGCUUCUGGUUACCUUUUUUUAGUUACUUAUUUGCAUUUUUUUUUCAAACUAUCACGUUUAUUAGAACAAAUUUCAAAUUCUCAUGUAACAUGACUUGAGACAGCGAAUUGUGUAAUUUCAUUGUAAAUGCAAUUUUAAAAUACAUUUCUAUGAGUUUUUCAA